Messenger RNA from Clunio marinus, 252 nucleotides. NCBI's taxonomy places the organism in Eukaryota, Metazoa, Arthropoda, Insecta, Diptera, Chironomidae. The record is from the annotation of a GenBank genome assembly.
AUGAAACGAAGAGCUUUGAAAGCAAAAAAUAUUAGUGUGAUCAUUUAUAUAAGAGAGUUCUCAUGUAGGAAGUUGACAAGGAGCACAAAGCCAAUUGCUGAAAACAAUGUUUAUGAUUUCUAUGCUCAAUUGACUCACGAACAUGUAUUAGUGGAUGGAAAAAUGUUAACAAAAGACGAACGAAGUUUUCAGGGUUGUCAUCGUGUUGAAUUUUCUUCUUCACAUUCCUCUUACUUAACUAAUAAAGCGUAG